Molecule: messenger RNA, 715 nt
Organism: Bursaphelenchus okinawaensis
Lineage: Eukaryota; Metazoa; Nematoda; Chromadorea; Rhabditida; Aphelenchoididae
Source: the annotation of a GenBank genome assembly
AUGCUGGAGAAGAGUCUUCGUGACGAUUCGUCGGAUUCUGGGCGUGGAUUCUCGAAUCAGAUCACCUUCAAAGCCACGUCGAAGACUCCACAUUGGCGUGUUGAAGAUAACAACCACAAGGUGCAUAAGCCGACUGCGCCAGCCGGCUCCAUCAAGGUGUACAUCAGGGUUCGGUUCCGGUAUGAUGAGGUAGGUUUUUUUACUUUGAAAAAAAAGUUCUUGCCAUUUUUUGUUUUGUAAAGAAAGUUCUUGCCGUUAUAUGUUUUGUAAAAAAAGUUUUUGCCAUUUUGUGUUUUGUAAAAAAAGUUCUUGCUAUUUCUUAGCUUGUAAAGAAAGUUAUUGCAAUUUUGUGUUUUGUAAAGAAAGUUCUUGCCAUUUUUCUUUGACCUUUUAAAUAGUUUGCUCAAUUCAGAUCCGCUAUUGCAAGUUCUUAUACAACAAGGCAGCCGACACGCCAAAACCGACCGACCUCAACCAUCUGGACGAGCUCGCGAAGGCCAAGAUCCUGAAGGACAACGAGCUGAUGAUUCUCCGCUAUGCACUGGGUCAGGUUCUUGAAGGCAAAUGCACUUUCGAUAGCAUCAACGAGAAGAUUGACGGCGCCAAGAAAGAGGGAAACACCAUCGUUCUGACAGUACCAACCGGCCUGGUACCGCCUACUGGAGCACCGGAAAACUUGAACGGAUGCGCUCAGAUCAUCCUCAUUGGAGAUUGA